Molecule: messenger RNA, 1631 nt
Organism: Rhododendron vialii
Lineage: Eukaryota; Viridiplantae; Streptophyta; Magnoliopsida; Ericales; Ericaceae
Product: RNA pseudouridine synthase 4, mitochondrial
Exons: 10
Coding region: 83-1495 (470 amino acids)
Biological process (GO): pseudouridine synthesis
Molecular function (GO): RNA binding; pseudouridine synthase activity
Source: RefSeq, a predicted model, not a curated record
UAUCAACAAAUGUAUUUGCUGUUAAACCCCCACUACUCCAAAACCCUCAGGUCCAUCAAGCCCAAACCCAAAACCCUACAAAAUGAAUCUCUCCUCCGCCCUCUUCCGCCGGGCCGUCCAACCGUUCGCCGCCGCAUCUCGAGGCUCAACGACCCUUCCGUUAGCCUUUCAGGAAUUUCAAUCUCAAUACAGCACCGCCACGACCGAUGCGGUGGUGACUGAAAGGAAAGAUGAGAAGUCUAAAGGCAAGUGGUUCACCUUACCGCCGUUCAAUAAAUCGACCGUCGACGGCGCUGCGCUUGGAAAGGAGCUGUCAGGACGGCGUUCUGAUGACGCCGUUACCGCCACCACGGCGCUUAAGUGGGUCCUACGGUGCUGCCCUCAGCUUCCGAGGUCUCUUGUGCAGAAACUCUUUCGCCUGAGACAGGUUCGAAGAGAAUCAUCUGAUUUGGCAACGAGUUCUGAUUUGGGUGUUCAAACACACAAACAUAAGCUUACAAGGGUAGCUGCGAAAGAUCAAAUGAAUGUAGGAGAUCAGAUAUUUCUUCCUAUAACUGUUCAAGAGUUUCCCUCAGAGACUGGGAAACCAGAGUGCUUUUGUGAUGAAGAAGAAAUGGAGUUUCUCCGCAGUCUUGAGUUGUAUAAGGAUUCAGCCAUUAUUGUUGUGAAUAAACCCCCUGGAAUGCCUGUUCAGGGUGGAGCAGGCAUAAGAAACAGUUUAGAUGAAGUAGCUGCUAGUUAUUUGAGAUAUGAUUACACAGAACCUCCUCGACUGGUGCACAGACUGGAUAGAGAUAGUAGUGGCAUCUUGGUUAUGGGGAGGACACAAACAAGUGCCAGAGUAUUGCAUUCUAUCUUCCGCGAGAAAACUUCUGGAGCAUCAAGUGAUGAUCUGCAAAAUAUAAAGAGAACAUUGCAAAGGAGGUAUUGGGCACUUGUCAUUGGGUACCCAAGACGCUCUAAAGGAAUAAUAUCAGUGCCACUAAAAAAGAUGAUAGUGGAUGAUGGAAAAUCUGAGAGAAUAACUGUAGCUAACGAUGCUCAAGUGAUGUCUUCUCAGCAUGCCAUAACAGAGUAUCGAGUAAUUAAAUCUUCUUGCAAUGGUUAUACAUGGUUAGAGCUGUCUCCUCUCACUGGUAGAAAGCACCAGCUUCGAGUACAUUGUGCUGAGGUAUUAGGUACACCUAUUGUUGGAGACUACAAAUACGGAUGGCAGGCUCAUAGGAAAAUGAAGCAUCUACCUGGCUCUAUUCCUGAGAAGUUGCCGAAGGGAAAAAGACUUCCCUUUGGCCUUGAAUUGGAGAAAGGAAGUAUUCUCGAAAAGCAGCCUCUUCUACACCUUCAUUGUAAAGAGAUGGUUUUGCCCAACGUGUCUAGCGCUUUGCACCAUGUGCAGUUAUCAUCGGGGUUUGACCUUUCAGGUCUGGAGAGCCUAAAGUUAACUGCUCCUUUGCCUUCACACAUGGAAAAGAGUUGGAACAUUCUGAAUUCUUGAGCUACGACUAAAUUCUGCAAUUCUCUCUUCCAGAGGCAACUCACUUGACUACAUCAUUCACACACUGCCAGUGUUGCAUCCCCUUGAGCCUCACCCAUAUUUGUUGAAGUUUGAUGGGAAUUCGAUCUUAACAGGU